Anas platyrhynchos (mallard) is the source of this 4229-nucleotide messenger RNA. The record is from RefSeq and is a predicted model, not a curated record. Lineage: Eukaryota; Metazoa; Chordata; Aves; Anseriformes; Anatidae.
AUGAGCACCAUGCGGCUGCUGCUGCUCGCCCUACUCUUCUCCUCCUCCUUCGCCCGCGCCGGCUGCGACCCCAAGAUCGUCAACAUCGGCGCGGUGCUGAGCACCAAGAAGCACGAGCAGAUCUUCCGCGAGGCGGUGAACCAGGCCAACAAGCGGCACGGCACCUGGAAGCUGCAGCUCAACGCCACCUCGGUCACGCACAAGCCCAACGCCAUCCAGAUGGCCCUCUCCGUCUGCGAGGACCUCAUCUCCAGCCAGGUCUAUGCAAUAUUAGUUAGUCACCCUCCUGCUCCCAACGAUCACCUAACACCAACACCCGUAUCAUACACAGCUGGCUUCUACAGGAUCCCUGUCAUUGGUCUGACAACACGCAUGUCUAUAUAUUCUGAUAAGAGCAUCCACCUGUCCUUUUUGCGCACGGUCCCACCAUACUCUCACCAGGCCAACGUCUGGUUUGAGAUGAUGAGAGUCUUCAACUGGAAUCACGUCAUUCUGAUAGUCAGCGACGACCACGAAGGUCGUGCUGCACAAAAGAAGCUGGAGACCCUCUUGGAGGAGAGAGAGUCCAAGAGUAAAAAAAGGAACUAUGAAAACCUCGACCAACUUUCCUAUGACAACAAGCGAGGACCCAAGGCUGAGAAAGUGCUUCAGUUUGACCCCGGGACCAAAAAUGUGACGUCGCUGCUGCUGGAGGCUAAGGAGCUGGAGGCUCGUGUCAUCAUCCUCUCUGCCAGCGAGGAUGAUGCGGCCACGGUGUACAGAUCAGCAGCCAUGCUCAAUAUGACGGGCUCCGGCUACGUGUGGCUGGUGGGAGAACGGGAGAUCUCGGGCAAUGCCCUGCGCUAUGCCCCUGAUGGAGUCAUCGGUUUGCAGCUCAUCAACGGGAAGAAUGAAUCAGCCCACAUCAGUGACGCUGUUGCAGUGGUGGCCCAGGCUGUGCACGACCUGUUUGAAAAGGAGAACAUCACCGACCCACCGCGGGGCUGCGUGGGCAACACCAACAUUUGGAAAACAGGGCCCCUUUUCAAGAGGGUGUUGAUGUCCUCCAAGUACUCAGAGGGCGUCACUGGCCGGGUAGAAUUCAAUGAGGAUGGGGACAGGAAGUUUGCCAACUACAGCAUCAUGAACCUGCAGAACCGCAAACUGGUCCAGGUUGGGAUUUACAACGGCAGCCACGUCUUGACCAAUGACCGGAAGAUUAUCUGGCCAGGGGGAGAAACUGAGAAACCUCAAGGCUAUCAGAUGUCGACCAAAUUGAAGAUUGUGACGAUCCACCAAGAGCCCUUUGUGUAUGUGAAGCCCACGCAAGCAGAUGGGACGUGCAGGGAGGAGUUCACCAUCAACGGUGACCCUGUCAAAAAGGUCUUCUGCACAGGGCCCAACGAGACCAUCCCAGGCCGCCCCACCGUGGCACUGUGUUGUUACGGCUUCUGCAUUGACCUGCUCAUCCGCCUGGCGGGGGUGAUGAACUUCACCUAUGAGGUUCACCUGGUGGCUGAUGGUAAAUUUGGUACCCAAGAGCGGGUGAACAACAGCAACAAGAAGGAGUGGAACGGGAUGAUGGGCGAGCUGUUGAGCGGGCAGGCGGACAUGAUUGUGGCUCCCCUCACCAUCAACAACGAGCGGGCACAGUACAUCGAGUUCUCCAAGCCCUUCAAGUACCAGGGUCUGACCAUCCUCGUGAAGAAGGAAAUCCCCCGCAGCACUCUGGACUCAUUCAUGCAGCCCUUCCAGAGCACACUUUGGCUGCUGGUGGGGCUGUCUGUGCACGUGGUGGCGGUGAUGUUGUACCUCUUAGACCGAUUCAGCCCAUUUGGCCGCUUCAAAGUGAACAGCGAGGAGGAGGAGGAAGAUGCCCUAACACUCUCCUCGGCCAUGUGGUUCUCCUGGGGAGUCCUACUGAACUCUGGCAUCGGAGAAGGUGCUCCCCGGAGUUUCUCUGCCCGUAUUCUUGGCAUGGUGUGGGCUGGCUUUGCUAUGAUUAUUGUGGCUUCCUACACUGCCAACCUGGCUGCUUUCCUGGUGUUGGACCGACCUGAGGAGAGAAUUACAGGCAUCAACGACCCCCGGCUGCGCAACCCCUCCGAUAAGUUCAUUUAUGCCACGGUGAAGCAGAGCUCGGUGGACAUCUACUUCCGACGGCAGGUGGAGCUGAGCACCAUGUACCGGCACAUGGAGAAGCACAAUUACGAGAGCGCUGCCGAAGCCAUCCAGGCUGUGCGGGACAACAAGCUCCAUGCCUUCAUCUGGGACUCGGCGGUGCUGGAGUUCGAAGCCUCCCAGAAGUGCGACCUGGUGACGACAGGGGAGCUUUUCUUCCGCUCCGGCUUUGGGAUUGGGAUGCGCAAGGACAGCCCGUGGAAGCAGAAUGUCUCCCUGGCCAUCCUCAAGUCCCAUGAGAACGGCUUCAUGGAGGAUUUGGACAAGACUUGGGUGAGGUAUCAGGAGUGUGAUUCCCGUAGCAAUGCCCCAGCAACACUCACCUUUGAAAAUAUGGCAGGUGUGUUUAUGCUGGUGGCUGGAGGUAUUGUUGCCGGGAUAUUUUUAAUAUUCAUAGAAAUAGCUUACAAAAGGCAUAAGGACGCGCGGAGGAAGCAGAUGCAGCUGGCGUUUGCGGCCGUUAAUGUGUGGAGGAAAAACCUGCAGAGAGAACUGAGAAGGAGGAGCAAAUGUAUCCCCGAGCAUGCUCUACGCACCAGCGGGAUACAUUUUGGUUACCCCCGUGCGGUAGCAGAGCCAGACCUGGUCACUCCGUCCCCCGUCGGCAAGGUCACACUCAUUGGCACGAAAGCAAUUGGGGAGGAAUCGUUGUCAGCGCCCGCCGCCGAGCGCGGCCGGUCCCCACGGCUCGCUGCCCCCGCACCGUGGCGGCUGGUGCUCCCAGCCUGCGCCAACCAGGAUAGAAAAAGUGGUAGAGCAGAACCUGACCCUAAAAAGAAAGCCACUUUUAGGUCCAUCACCUCCACCCUGGCCUCCAGCUUCAAGAGACGUAGGUCCUCCAAGGAUACGCAAUACCAUCCCACCGACAUCACCGGCCAGCUCAACCUCUCCGACCCCUCCGUCAGCACUGUGGUGUGACCUGCUCCCCGGGGGCCAUCAGCCCUUGCCCGACACAGUGGAAAGGCACAGCCAGGACUGCCUGUCAAGGGACACUGAUGGGUUCUUCUGGGUGAGACGGGAGGAAAGCAUCCUUCAUCCAUACACAGUGACUUCAUUGUAUAUCUCCCUCCCUCCCUAGGCCUGCUGCCAUACUCACGCCCCAAAAUGCACGGCAGAACCAGGACAGGGUUUGGACUUCUCUGUACAGAGAUAAUCGUUUCCAACCAGUGCUGUUGUUGAUCAGUAUUGCCACUGGCCAGCUACGUGCAAGGGGAAAGGACUUCAAAGGCACAUGGUGCCUGCUCUCCCAUGGUAGCAGGGAAAAGCUGGUGCCAGACUGCAAACCCGUGCUUCACCUCACUGGCUGAGUGUUCUCUGCAGGUGCAUAGCUCUCGGAGCACCCAGAGCUGUGCUGGUGGAGCAGCCCAUGUAGUUCGGCAGCCCAGGGACGUGCUUCUGCCGUGCCAUGCUCCACCACCACCACAGCAGGGCUGGGAGACGUGCGCUGUGCUCCUAGCCAAGGGAUGAGCCCCCCAGUCCUCCCCUCCAUCAGCCCCUGCUCAAAGCCUAUGGUACAACUGAACGUGGUGCUCUGGAGCUCACAGCACGCUGCCAUACAAGAUCCUGGCUCCCCACAUCUCUGCACACCAGCCAUCCCCACGGCCUGGCCACAGCCAGCACGUAGCUCCCACACUACAGCCAUCCUGGCCAGGAGACACGGCAAAACAGGUCCUGGCUCGGGAGGAGGUGACCAAACAAGACUGCCUGGAGCCCUCCUCCUGUGGGCACUGUGCCCACGUGCCAGCCCCCCAAUCUCCCUCCAGGCAGGCACCAAGAGUGGCUGUGGACACCCCAGAGCUGGGGAGCAGAAAUCCCACCUGCGAUUUGGUACCAAGCCCCAGCGUCGAGAACCACCUUCUCCUUGCUGCAGCCAAGCAGAUGGGGCAGAUGGGGCCAGCAGGAUUUUUGGAGGGCAGCUGGGGUCUGUGAGCAUCGUCCCACUGGCUGCAGUGGUUCCAUCAAGUUCAUCUUGCUCCAGCUGAGAAAUUGAGUUCAUUCGACUUUAUACGUCAGUGUAACAUUAAUACCAAGUUUUUGCAAGAGCUCAGUAAAGUCUAGACUGGAUCACG